Papaver somniferum (opium poppy) is the source of this 1077-nucleotide messenger RNA. RefSeq lists its product as uncharacterized. The record is from RefSeq and is a predicted model, not a curated record. The coding region runs from base 1 to 1077 and encodes 358 amino acids. Lineage: Eukaryota; Viridiplantae; Streptophyta; Magnoliopsida; Ranunculales; Papaveraceae. The transcript is spliced from 2 exons.
AUGGCACAAAAUCUGUCAAGCUAUAGGGAACGUAGACCCAGUGGUCAGCAUCAACUGUUAAAAAUAGGGAUUAGACAGAAUGAGCCCACUAUUUGUGGAGAUUCAUGGAAGUGUGCCUACAAUGAAGGAGACCUUCGGGCUGAAAAAUUCAAGAACCUCAAGAUAAUGAUUCAAAAGUUGAUUGACGCUGGUGACCUCAAGCAAUACUUACAGAAGGCAGACACCGAAGAGAGGGCUAAGCGAAGCAAGCAAGUCCAGCUACCCGAGGGUAAUCGAACGCUCAACACUAUCUCAUGCUCUGAAGCCACUGGAAUAUCACUAACUUCCCAGAUAGGAAAAAGGUUAAGAAAGCAAUUUAAAGAUUACUGUGAGUUGUACAAAAUCGAUGGAGUAGAAGUGGAUGAACACGAAAAAUUGAUGAACGUUUCAAUAACUUUCUAUGCCGAGGAUAUAGAGGAUGACAUGGAGGAUCACAACGACCCCUUGGUUCUCACGUUACCCAUCACGGGGUGCAAUACCGGGAAGGUCUUCAUCGAUGGAGGGAGAUCGGUCAAUGUACUGUUCUAUGACACGUUAAAACGAAUGGAGCUGAAUGGCGAACAAUUGAUGUCUUCGUACUACACCAUAUACAGAUUCAAUGGGGACCCAACAAAGCCUUUGGGAGACAUUGUGUUACAAGUAAACGUAGGACCAAUGAAGGUUGAUACACGAUUCAGCGUAGUGGACGCUCCUUAUCCUUACAAUGCCAUCAUCGGCCGAAGAUGGGUAAACAAGCUCAAAGGGGUAGCAUCGACCUAUCAUCAGUACCUUAGAUUCCAAAUACCCGAAGAGGUAAUGGAAAUAAAGGGAGAUCAGGUAACCGCUCGAGAAUUUCAGGCUAUACAAAAUCAGCUCAAUAACGAGCAAGAUGAGAAGCAUAAAUCCCGAAGAAACCGAAACAAAGAAGCUGCGAAGGAGAAAGCAAUUGACCUUUAUCUAGAAGAGAUCUCCGGAAGAAGUCUGACGAAGGAGAGCAUCGUUCUAAACACCAAAGCAGGUACCUCCACAGCUAAGGGGGAUGAAGAGCCUACCAAAUAG